Thelazia callipaeda (thelaziosis nematode) is the source of this 1125-nucleotide messenger RNA. The record is from the annotation of a GenBank genome assembly. Lineage: Eukaryota; Metazoa; Nematoda; Chromadorea; Rhabditida; Thelaziidae.
AUGUCUAAAAGUUCCGAUGCAGAUAUCAAAUUAACUAUUUGGUCGAAGGAUAAAGUUGAUGCAAAAGGUCGAUCAAGAAUUUGCUGGAGAAUCAAAGACCAGACUCACGUGGGCAGAAAUCAUCGUGGAGUCAAGGAGUCUGGUGGCAGGACUAGGACAAUGUCGAAGAAAGAAGCUUUGUGCUAUCGGAGACCAGUCAUUUUGGAGAUUCUAUUCGAGCAUAACUCGUUGGAUGUGCUUGUCGAAGCCUUGAAAGAAGCUGGUGAUGACGCUGUUCAAGCAUUUCUUGCGGAUGUCCGUUACCUUCUGAUUUGCAAUUCAGAUGCAAGAAUGGCGGAUAUUUCUUACAUGUUAUCGAAAAUGACUGUGUUGAGCGGGUUUUCCUACAGAAAUGAACGUGGCGUUAGUGAUGAAACUUUUAAAGAAUUGUUUCCCGCUCUGGCGAAUGCACAGGUUCGGGCAGUUGACAUUAAUGGUUCUUGUCCUAAAGGUGAAGUUGAGUUGCUUAUGAAAAGCUUAAACGUUGAGUUGAUCCGAUUUCACAGAUAUCCAGGUGUAGAUGUUUCCUUAUUCGAGAGUACUUCACUUAUAAACUCCAGCGUUGAGUUUGUUGUUGCACAAGGUAUACGACCAGGCCAGAAAGACGGGGGAAUGAAGUUUUUAAGUAGUAUAACAAGAAUUUUCCCUGGUAUUAAAAGCCUCUACUGGGAUUGGAAUAUGAUGCCCACAUUAAAUGAUAUGAACGAUGAAGUUAUCGCUUGCAUCGAAUAUCUAGUGAACAUUUACAAGCAAAAUAAAUUGAAUUUGUUGGCGGUACUUAUGAGUAUGCCAUGUAAAGAAAGUUUACAAGCAGUACCUAAGGCGGGUGAUUAUUUGCUGUCAUUCAACUUACCCAAUUCUAUGUUCCUGGAAGUUGUGGCAAAAGACAAAAAAAAAUCUGGUGAUGUGACAAAUUCAAUGUUCUUCAUUGCUGGAACAUCAGAAAAGAUGAGGCGUUUGGAAGAAACUAUUUGUGAAAUGGGAGUGACAGAACCAGAUCUGAGACAUUUCCUCUAUGUUCUUGAUAGGAAUUUGGACAUUCGGGACCAAGAACACACACAUGAAUUUUUGGGUUUUGAUGUCUAG